Penicillium waksmanii is the source of this 1269-nucleotide messenger RNA. RefSeq lists its product as uncharacterized. The transcript has a single exon. The record is from RefSeq and is a predicted model, not a curated record. NCBI's taxonomy places the organism in Eukaryota, Fungi, Ascomycota, Eurotiomycetes, Eurotiales, Aspergillaceae. The coding region runs from base 1 to 1269 and encodes 422 amino acids.
AUGGAAUGUUUAUUUUCUGCUUACGUUCGCGUCACUCGGAAUCUGGACGAUGCCGAUGGCUUACUCGCGAUCUUUCAAGAAUUUGAAAACAACCCCUCGGCUAUCAGCGCGGAGGAUCGCGCUAGGCUUCUCGACUUUCCUGAUCUUCCAACCCAACUGGCAAACAUCACUGCCAUUGCUCCCACAAUCUCGAAUAAGCAGGAUUUCUUAAAGAAGGCGGUUGAGUCUCCUAGAGAUCUAAGUGAUCCUGAAAUUGAUUUGUUACUCAAACGCUACUGGAAAUCGCUUACCUUCGGCGAACAACUCGCAUUCGAAAAUGCUCUAGAUACAUUGACCGAUUCGCACCGCACAGAAACCUUACAACGCCUGCAAAAAUUCCAAAACCAUCUCUAUGAGCAAUGUGAAGCCAAGGCAUUCGAAAAUGCGUCUGAUGCGCAAGAGCGACAAUUUCAAGCAAUGGAAGAAGCCAUGGAACAAGAAGAACAAGAGGAAUUGGAGAAAAUGCUGCAACAUGGGCAGCCAUGGCUACGUCAACUAUGGCAAGAGGAUGAGUGUAAAAAGCCAUGGGGCUAUGCAAUGUUCGAGAACCCCUAUUGCAAGGCAAAGAAUCCUGAUCGUUGGGAGUCCUAUGGUCUAAAGACGUCGGGUUCAAUGCAUUGGGCUUUUAUCUCGAUCGGGUCCAGUAGCACAGUCCAAUCGAGAUAUGUGGUUGAGGAAUUAGAUUGGCCUUCUGGAACGCCUACCCUAAGUGAAGACGGAAGCUUUCCUGUAAUUCUAAGGGAAUUACGAAAGCAUUUCAACUAUCUCCGAUCAUUCCCUCCUAAAAAGGAAAUUCCGGACCUGAGAGACGAUCUGGAAGCGGGGAAUAUUGAUUAUAUGCCAGAGGGUCUCACAGUAGGAACUCUGCGGAAUGUUUUUCUAUAUGUUGAUACCAAUGCUGCAGCCUCUGUUCUAGAUGGCCAUUUCGCGAACAAUUUCUGGAUCUGGGCCGUCGAUCCAGACUGGGUGGCAGACACUGAGAACGAAAGCCAAGUCUCCAGCGGAUACCAAGGCUAUCUACGCGUUCGUCUUCAGCAGCUUAUUCACAAUUUUUACGUUGCCCGCCGUUGGCAUGCUGAUGAAGUCUCCUUGGAAGACUUGUGGAAGGUGGCGCAGAAGGACCCCCACAAUGGCUCUUUUGUUUCAAUGGACAUUGAUGAGAUAUUUGCCUGGGACCCCUCAAAUUGGCAAGUUGCAAACGCUCUUUUUCCAAGGAAAGCGAGGCAGUGA